AUGACUGUAAUCUAUUUUACUUUCCCCGACUUCUUUCAGGCUCGGAGAUCAAAUUACGCUGAAGUACGUGAUGUGUCGCGAAUUCGGCAAGUAGAAGGGAGGCACACGUGUACGAAUAAACAUGUAUUUUGUAGCAAUGCUUUUGAUGAUCCUGCCAAGGAUUGUUCGCAUGCAUUUGACUCUAUCCGACCAAUGUAUUUGCCCGAGCACUUACCUUACGACAAAUGGGCGACCACUGAACAAGUGGAAUCGUUGAACCUUGGAAGAGGUCAAACAAGAAGCCCUGCUUUAUCGAAUUAG
Molecule: messenger RNA, 300 nt
Organism: Fasciola hepatica (liver fluke)
Lineage: Eukaryota; Metazoa; Platyhelminthes; Trematoda; Plagiorchiida; Fasciolidae
Source: the annotation of a GenBank genome assembly